AUGACGGAACGUGACGUUCAACUGCGACUAGAUGGGGAUAUGCAGCUCGUUGAAUCAAUCGAUACCACUGAUUUCGUCAUAGACUUUUUAGGCCGCAAGUCUAUCAGCAUCGGGCUCGACCCGUCCAAAGAUUUCAACGUAUCUAUCCGGAUAAUCGCGCCAUCGCGCCAGCUCGUUGAAUCAAUCGAUACCACUGAAUUCGUCAUAGACUUUUUAGGCCGCAAGUCUAUCAGCAUCGGGCUCGACCCGUCCAAAGAUUUCAACGUAUCUAUCCGGAUAAUCGCGCCAUCGCGGUUCGUAUGUAUAACAGCCGAUUUUUUACGUCGCCUUUACUCGUUGAUGGGGCAUAUUCUAUCGAUUAUAACCGACCCUCCGGUUAAAAGCCGCGAAAAACUAUUACUCCGGGACGAGACGAUCACACUGUCCAAAAUUAGUUAUCGCGGUGAUAAUAUGCUGGUUAUCGAAUCCCACCACCAGCAAGGGCGCCGUGUAUUAUUGAGCAGAAGAAAUCUAUUAAAGCUCCAAGACAUGCAAUGGAUUAUCAACGAGGUUAUCGCCCAAAAAUCUAACAUUGUACGUCACAUGGUGAUGGGACAAACUGAUCUUAUGGCCACGUAUUUAUACGCAAAUGUACCCGUAGAAAAAUCCUCGUCAGUUGAAGAAAUUACAGCGAUCAUCUGCAAUAUCCACAGCGAUUUAUCGACACUGAAUAUCGUCCCGAAAAAUGAAUACAGUUUCACGAACCAGAUCAAAUUGUUUGCACACAAACAGCUCGCCGAGUGUUGGCACAAGAAAAUGCGCGAAAACAGUACAGACUAUCCGAUCGACGACGACGCCGCCGCCGCCACCGCUGACGUCAUCGAAUGGCCGAUCAGACUCGAAGAAAUUGACGGGUCAGCGAUGUUUUCUUAUACAAACUAUUGAUGUGCCGCUGUCCACCGAAUUCCACACGGUGCAUUCAACCGCCGGCCAGGGAUAUAGGAAAAUUAAUAGUUGACUAGGCAUAAUAUAAUAUAUUAUAAUAUAUAUAUAUAUAUGUAUACGUUGUUAUAUUGUUACAGAACAUUGCAUUCAUAUUAUUGUACGUUACUUGUA
Molecule: messenger RNA, 1095 nt
Organism: Acyrthosiphon pisum (pea aphid)
Lineage: Eukaryota; Metazoa; Arthropoda; Insecta; Hemiptera; Aphididae
Exons: 3
Coding region: 1-924 (307 amino acids)
Source: RefSeq, a predicted model, not a curated record